UAGACUGUUAUACAAAAUAAAAGUUGACAAGAAGGAAGUCAUAUUGCCAUUUGACAAGUUGUGACUUGUCAAUUUCAUAUCUUUCCAGGCGGCUGAUGCAAUGGCUAAAAGUUUCAACGACAUUACUGGUUUGGGAGACAAUGAUGAAGGAGCUUUGACGGUCGAACAGCAAGCAAAAUUAAACGAUUUUAAGGUGUUUGCGAGAAUAGCAAACGAGAAAUACUUGCGAGAUCAUGAAGAAAUCUCACAUGUUUUGCAAAUGUUCAUCAGGGAAGUUUUAACAAAAAGACCUGAGAAUAUUCGUGAAUUUGCUGCAGGUUAUUUUUCUGAUAAAGAUCUCAAAGAGCAAAUGCAGCAAAAGCUGCUUGAAGUAUCUCCGAGAAAUCUUCAUGAAACAUUUUAAAAAUGUACAUUGACAUUUAUUUUUUCUUUUGUAAAUAGAUGCUUGAAAUUUGCCAAUGUUUUUGAAAGUUCGCAGCUAAUACAAUGAGUAGUGUUAUCUGUCGAAUUUGGCUGAGACUUGCAUCAUGUAAUUGGAAGAUUUCUCUGCUAAAUCAUUAAAAUAGCAGGUGCUAGUGUUCCAUUA
Messenger RNA from Xenia sp. Carnegie-2017, 586 nucleotides. Its product is annotated as RIIa domain-containing protein 1-like. NCBI's taxonomy places the organism in Eukaryota, Metazoa, Cnidaria, Anthozoa, Malacalcyonacea, Xeniidae. The transcript has 4 exons. The record is from RefSeq and is a predicted model, not a curated record. The coding region runs from base 101 to 403 and encodes 100 amino acids.